AGGAGCGCGGCCGGCCGAGGCAGCCCCGGACACACCUCCACGGAGGGACACGGAGCAGGCGCCCCCAACCGGGUCUCCGCUACGAUCUUGCCCUUUAACACUCCUCGCUCGCGCCCAUUGGCUGUGGGGUUACGUCAUCGGCGCGCGCCGGUCAGCGCGCCUUCCCGCUCCUUAACUCUGACGACAGAGCGGCGCCCGCCUUGGCGGCUGAGGAGAGCGGGAGGAGGUCGCAGCGGCGGGAAGAUGCUGCACUUGGGCGUAAAUUGCAAUCGAUUAGGGAUCGUUUCUCAGACUCAAGUUAGAAGUGAGAGUUCAGAUAAGUGAGGCCGCCAUUGCUGCUUUGAACACCUGAGAAGGGGAGAAUGGAUUUAUCAGGAGUGAAAAAGAAGAGCUUGCUAGGAGUCAAGGAAAAUAAUAAAAAGUCCAGCACUAGGGCGCCUUCUCCGACCAAACGCAAGGACCGCUCUGACGAGAAGUCCAAGGACCGCUCCAAAGAUAAAGGGGCCACCAAGGAGUCGGGCGAGAAGGACCGCGGCAGGGACAAGACCCGGAAGCGGCGCAGCGCGUCCAGCGGGAGCAGCAGCACCAGGUCUCGCUCCAGCUCUACCUCCAGCUCGGGCUCCAGCACCAGCACGGGCUCCAGCAGCGGCUCCAGCUCCUCCUCGGCCUCCAGCCGCUCGGGCAGCUCCAGCACAUCGCGCAGCUCCAGCUCCAGCAGCUCCUCCGGCUCUCCCAGCCCUUCUCGGCGCAGACACGACAACAGGCGGCGGUCCCGCUCCAAAUCCAAGCCACCGAAAAGAGAUGAAAAGGAAAGGAAAAGGCGCAGCCCUUCCCCUAAGCCCACCAAGGUGCACAUCGGGAGGCUCACCAGGAACGUGACCAAGGACCACAUCAUGGAGAUCUUCUCCACCUACGGGAAGGUCAAGAUGAUCGACAUGCCCGUGGAGAGGAUGCACCCGCAUCUCUCAAAAGGCUACGCGUACGUCGAGUUUGAGAACCCGGAUGAAGCGGAGAAGGCGCUGAAGCACAUGGACGGAGGACAAAUUGAUGGCCAGGAGAUCACGGCCACUGCUGUGCUGGCCCCCUGGCCUCGGCCACCCCCAAGGCGUUUCAGCCCCCCCAGGAGGAUGCUGCCUCCGCCCCCCAUGUGGCGCCGCUCACCCCCACGGAUGAGGAGACGGUCACGCUCCCCUCGGCGCAGAUCCCCCGUGCGCCGGCGCUCACGCUCCCCCGGCCGCCGCCGCCACCGGAGCCGCUCCAGCUCCAACUCCUCCCGAUAGGCCACAGGCGGGCCCCCCGCGCUGCCCCUGUAACUUAAGUCCCGUCCAGCUCCGUGUCGUCACUUUUCUAGCCGAAGGCCGCCGGAGGAGCGAGAUCCCCCGCUCGGCAGGCUGCAGCGAGUCCUCGAAGGCUCCGGCUCCGGACUGCUGGUUUGGGGCGGCGCCUCACGAUGCCCCCAGUUCUCUGGCGAGAAAGCGCCGUGUUUCCAGUUGCCGAGAAAGUUCCGUGGCAGGGCUGCUGCCGGAGUGCCGCCCCCGAGCCCCUUCUGCAGCUCCCCGGCCUGCCCAGGCUCCCCCUCUGACCCUGGGCCAAGCGCCGGAAGAGCCCUCGCCCGGCGGGCUGCGCCCCGCUUCCCCUCGGACCUGGGAGCAGCCCCAGCUCUGCAGGGUCCCGGGUCCCCGUUGGUGUCACUCGUGGUUUGCAGGUCACCUCGGCAGCUUGUACAUUGCUCUCCUGUUGGCUUCUGUUGUACAGUCCGUGCUAUAAAAUUCGUUUUGAGAUUUGUAACUUCCUCGCAGUUUAGACCAUGUUGUGUUGGUGCUGUUGUGCAGGGUGUUGAAUAAACUAGGUUAGCUGCA
Molecule: messenger RNA, 1859 nt
Organism: Condylura cristata (star-nosed mole)
Lineage: Eukaryota; Metazoa; Chordata; Mammalia; Eulipotyphla; Talpidae
Gene: RNPS1
Product: RNA binding protein S1, serine-rich domain
Exons: 8
Coding region: 363-1280 (305 amino acids)
Biological process (GO): mRNA splicing, via spliceosome
Cellular component (GO): cytoplasm; nucleoplasm; ASAP complex
Molecular function (GO): RNA binding
Source: RefSeq, a predicted model, not a curated record